This is a messenger RNA of Dama dama (fallow deer), 699 nucleotides long. RefSeq names its product chromosome 11 C2orf50 homolog (gene CIMIP5). NCBI's taxonomy places the organism in Eukaryota, Metazoa, Chordata, Mammalia, Artiodactyla, Cervidae. The transcript has 3 exons. The coding region runs from base 14 to 487 and encodes 157 amino acids. The record is from RefSeq and is a predicted model, not a curated record.
CACACUUGCACCCAUGGGAAGCCGCCCCACCCCUGGACUCCAGAGGACUACAUCAGCUGGGUACCCACAGCCUUCAACCAGGCCUCCAGCCUCAGUCCCGUCCACUGCCCCAGGAGGCCCUGUGGUGGGCAGGGGUCCCGCGGGUGGCCCCCAGGCCCCAAAGGCCAAGCGGUCAGCCCUGGGGGCUGAGGGUGUGCAGCGGGACCAGCUGUGGAGGGAGCUGCUGGAGGCCGAGAAGAGGAGCCAGCAGCGCUGGGCUCAGAACUGGAGUUUCCUGAAAGACUAUGACCCCAUGGGUAACAAGAAGGAGCCCGUGAAGCUGCCAGACUACGUGCCUCGCUUCUCUGACACUGUCCCCAGUUCCACGAACCGGGCCGUGGGCAGCCGGGUGGACACUCCUGUGGGGAAAACCCUCAUCGGCCUUGACUUCUUCUUCAUGGAAGGAGCCCGGAAGAAGAAGCUGGAAGAGGAGCUGCAGCCCAUCUAGGAGGAGGGCUGGGCGGACGCUGCUGGGGAGCCAUCACCAAAGCCUCAGCCAGCAUCCCACACAAGCCGGGGGUUAGGAGCACUGACCAUUGAGUCGGGAUCCUGCUCCUGGCUCUAGGCACCUGCAGUCUUUGGCAGGUCACUGGAGCCUCCGGGCCAUUUCCCCAUCUGUGAUGUGGUGUUUCCAUCAGUGCUGUAACAGGUGACCACAAA